AUGGAAAGAAGAUGCCUCUUCUCCGUGUUUUAUCUGGUCGUGGUGCCCGGUGUGGUGGGCCAGCUUGAAGAUGUCAUUACACAGACAAAAGUGGUCCGUGCUUUGCCGGGUACCGAUGCGACUCUGGUGUGCAGCUUCCCAAGAUCAGACCACAUCUACGUAACACAGAUGCAAUGGUCCAAAACUGACAGCAACCAGCUUACCACGAUAGCUGUUUAUCACCCCAUUUAUGGCGUCCAGUACUUCAAGUUUCCCGAGACUUCUUACAACUUUUCAGUAUCCUUCAGCGUCGGGAGCUGCUGCAGCAGGGAUGCUAAAGACACUCUGUGUUCUCCUAGCCCCCAAAUCUUUGAAGAGUGCAGCCAGUGUGCUCUGCAGCUGAAAAAUGUUAGCGUCUCCCUGAGUGGGCAAUACGAAUGCAGCCUCGCUACUUACCCCUUUGGGACCAAAGCUGGAAAAAUUCAUCUUAUUGUGGAGGCAGAAGAGGAGCAGCAUUACGUGAAGGAAGUGCAGUUAAACCAGACUUUAGAAAUUCCAUGCCUUGGGAACGUGACCUCAGAAAACCUGUCCAGUUAUCCUUUGAAAUGGCUAGUGGGGGAAAAUGGAAGCAAAGAAGAGCUUGUAACUAAGGAGCCCUCCUCUACUGAAGUAUACAGCAAUGCCAGUGUGUUGUACAGAGAAAGAAUCCACCUGGGUCUGAAUAACAGUCUAAAGAUUUUCCCCACCAAGCUCUCCGAUGACGGCAAGGUAUUUUCGUGCCAUGUGCUGUACCACCCAGAGCGAACCCGCAAGAGCAGCACCACAGUGAGAGUCCUGGCCUACCCUGAAAUCUCUGUCACCCUACAAGAGGGUUCAUCUGGCACCUUGCAAAAGCCUAAUGUUAGCUGUGUGGUGAGGAAGGCGUUUCCCAAGCCCAGCCUUGUGUGGUACAUGGACAGAGAGAUCCUGAUGGACCAGUCUGGAGAAAUGUCUGUAGAACAAGAAGAUUCACAAGAUAGUGAAGGUUUCUAUCAGCUACGAUCAACACUGAUGUUACAUGGGACCCACCAGGCACAUAAGAUAUUCUCGUGUGCAUGUCUCUUUUCCUUCCUCGGGAAUGCAACGUGGACUAUUUCAUCAGAAGAAGUAUUUUUUUCUUUUGAUAACAAGUCUAAUGAAGUCUCAACCCAAGCUUUCUCCACUGUGGCUUCAGAAGAGCAUCAGUCUGUAUCUUUGGCCUCACUGGAUUUCACAAGUCAAGCAAUCUUGGCUCCUGCUACCAUAACACAAGCUGGGGAGAUGAAUUUUACUACAGAAGCAAAAAGCUAUAGCACCACAACAGCCUACAAUAAGAGUUUGACGACAGCAGGUAAUCCAUCCUUCAGUGUUACAGACCCCACAAUUGCAAUUACCAGAUGGAAAGAUUUCUAUACUACCAGCAAUCUGGUCAAUAGUACAGGCACUGGGAGGAACGCGAAAGCCCGUCCCUUCCCCUGGCCGACGGCCGUGGCAGUCCUGCUGCUGCUCUGCGGUUCCCUGAUAGCUUUAGGAAUCAGGAAAUGGUGUCAAUAUCAAAAGGAAAUUAUGAACAGACCUCCAUCUUUCAAGCCACCACCACCGCCAGUAAAGUACACAACCAUGGUGGAGUUAGAUGGGACUCCCCCAUCCUGCCACGAACUGGAAAGCCUGUAACACUGCCUACGCCCUCUGUAGGGCACA
Molecule: messenger RNA, 1698 nt
Organism: Rhea pennata
Lineage: Eukaryota; Metazoa; Chordata; Aves; Rheiformes; Rheidae
Gene: CD96
Product: CD96 molecule
Exons: 15
Coding region: 1-1671 (556 amino acids)
Biological process (GO): cell-matrix adhesion; inflammatory response
Source: RefSeq, a predicted model, not a curated record